Tachysurus vachellii is the source of this 1014-nucleotide messenger RNA. It is a transcript of the gene nmu, whose product is annotated as neuromedin U. The transcript has 9 exons. NCBI's taxonomy places the organism in Eukaryota, Metazoa, Chordata, Actinopteri, Siluriformes, Bagridae. Gene Ontology annotation, biological process: regulation of smooth muscle contraction. The coding region runs from base 130 to 660 and encodes 176 amino acids. The record is from RefSeq and is a predicted model, not a curated record. Gene Ontology annotation, molecular function: neuromedin U receptor binding.
GUAGUCUGCAGUGAAGGGUGUAACCUCAAGCCUUCAAAAUCCUUUGGUUGGAAGCAAGAGGAAAUCAGAAAGAAGAACGUGCCUGAAGCACGAGGACCUGCGGGGUACGAAAACAGUGCAGGAGGAACCAUGAAGAGGAACCAGUGGCGCAAAGGAGCAUUGGGAAGCGGCAGCGUCGGCACGAUGAGUCCUUCACACAGCACAAGCCUCGCACUCGCCCUACUGCUCAUCUCAGCCAUAGCCCCCUGCACAGGUGCUCCACCGUUCCUCGAUCUAUCCACUACAGAGAAUGACAAGCUGAUGAACCAGAUAGAUAACGCAUGCUCAUCCCUCCUUCCUGAAGAACGACCCCUCAGGACACUGAACACACUGUGGGAUCUGUGUGACUGGAUGCAGGGAGUGUUGCCUAAAUCUCAGGAGCCGGAAGCCCUAGAAACAACAAAAAGGUUUUUAUUUCAUUACACUAAGCCGAAUACUGGAUUGCCUGAUGGGACGUCUUCUGUGUUCCACCCUCUCCUGCAGCUCAUACCGCAGCUCCAUAACAGAAGACGCAGAAGAGUAGCAUCACAUGAGACCCCACGCCUUAUCCAGAGUAGAGGAUACUUCUUAUAUCGGCCACGUAAUGGUAGACGAUCGACAGAAUAUGUGUUAAAAAAAUAAAUAAUAAUAAUAAUAAUAAUGAAAACAAAAUGGAGAAUUAAAAAGAAAACCCAAUGAACAAUGGAACACUUCCUGAACACCUUCUCUUAACCUGUAUGUUCUGCUGUAAAACUUAGGCAUUUUGUCUUUGUAUCACAACAUGGUCCUUUUCCUGUGGAGCAGCUGAUUAGCCUUUAAGGAGAACCAGAAAACCCUGAGGCACCUAUCUGUGGUCUGCUUAUCACCCCUAUAUGGUGUAUAGUGAUACUAAAUGUACAUAGAGAAUUAAAUCAAAUCUUUUUUUUUUUUUGGUCCACAGGUCUUAAUCGUGUAAACAUGUUGUGUCUUUUAAAUUAAAGUCAUUCUGCAAUGUGA